UAGGAGACUAAUAAAUGAUUACACUGACGUUUCGUUCUAAAAUACAGAAGUUGAAGUUUGACGGAUGGAGUUGCUGAGACCAUCUAAACAAGGAAAAUAACUUCAAGAUAUUACAAGAAAAUUAUUCGAUAAACUUAAAUACUAAGAGACAUUGACAUACGUUUACAAAGUGUUAUGUUGUCUGGGAUUGCAUGUGAGCAUUAGUUACUCACUAGUCAUUUCUUUGUGUAAGUUCUUGUGACAGAUUGCCGUAUACUUACUUCUAUCCGUUGAUAAAUCAUACUGUCCUAUUUCAGUUUAGAUUUUCAAACAAAACAGAAAAACCGGUCGGAUUCUGAAUGGCAUCUAGAAUGAAUGAGUCAAAUGCUAAUUUUCAUAAUAAACACAUUUCAAAGUGGUUUGUUUUCCUGUUUUUGCUGCAUCAAAUUUGUUUCAUUCCACCGUCUAGUUUCAGUCGUUAAGAAAAUUUAUCUGCUCUGUUUAAGGGAAUAUUGAAUUAGAAAAUAAUUUGAGCUCGAUAAACUUGAAGAAAAAUAUUUGGGGCAGAGAUUGGUCGACUUUCAUCGUGAAUAUUAUCGUUUCUUAUCAAGUUUCAUUCCUAAUUACUGGAAACUAGUGUAUAAUUUAUGAUUGUUCUCAUAUUUACAUAGUAUUAUUAUCAUAGGAAAAAGCCUGGUAUGAUAGGAGAUCGAGAAAUUUCCCACAAAAUGUGAGCUAACAAUAUUGUAGGGAAAAGAACGUGAAAACUUAAAACUAAUCAGUAAAGAAAUAAAUGUAACAAAAUAAAUGUUUAUUAAACAAUACUGAUAUGUUCUUAACGCAGCAAAGUUAUAUUUCACCUCAUAUAAAUGCUUCCUCAAUAACAUUGUCUCUAAACGAAUUGAGGGCAGCCUUGAUGUAUAGACAGAUAAUUUCCGACAUAGAAUACAUAUGAUGGUUUUCAAGGAAUUGGCAGAAGUUGGAUAUUUGACCGACCAAUCUAUACCUAAACUAAGACCUGUUUGCAGAGUAUUACAGAAAUGAAUAUUCUAGACACGACUGAUAAAUUUUAAACUGAUGAUUAUUACAUGCAUUUGUCAGCUCUUUAAAAAUGAAUGCAGCAGCAGCAGCAACCCGUGUCUAGUACAUAGCAGAGAUGUGGAUGUUUGUGAGUAUUUAAUGAACAUAAUAUUGACUAGUGUCUGGUGAUCAGUUUUUUAAAUAUACUAGUUCUGGAUGAUAAGGACUAGUUAUCUCUUCUCUAGUAAUGCAAUUAAAUUGUACGAUUCUCACUUUGGCCUUGUGUCUUACACAUCCUAAAUAUUUUAGUUAAUUUUCUAGCAUUGAUUUAUAAAUUGCAUGUAUAUUUCCAUAUUAUAUCUCACGUUGUGUACAACAUAACCUCGAUUUUGGUGUCUUGUAGACGAAUUCCAAAUCAAAACUGAAUGGGUCCUGGGGUUCUUCAAACCAUCUGGUUAUGCCCAAGCCUCCUGCUAACUGCAUUUGGUCUCAGAAUCCCGACAACCUUCCCAUUGUGGAUGUAGUUUUAGAGUCGAAGUUUGCUUCACGUCUACAGCCACAUCAAUGUGAAGGUAUUAUUUUCUUGUAUAAAUGUUUAAUGGGAUUUCAACCGUAUGUUGCUUUAAAUGAAUCUGAUGCACAAAUUACUUAUGGAUGUAUUUUAGCGGAUGAAAUGGGUCUUGGUAAGACGGUUCAAGCUAUUGCCACCAUUUGGUUAUUAAUUAGACAAGGACCGUACGGAGGUAGACCGGUUAUUCAACGUUGCCUUAUUGUAACUCCAGGUACACUUGUUCAGAAUUGGCAAAAGGAAUUCUCCAAAUGGUUAGGUCGUGAACAGUUACCCGUGUAUUGUGUAGAUCAAAAUCAUUCUGUUAAAAAAUACCUAACAAUGUCCAGUGAUUCACCGCAGGUUAUUCUUAUGUCGUAUGAAAUGUUUCUACAGCAUACUAGUGAAAUCUAUGAAAUUUCCGACUUGGAUAUGGUUGUAUGUGACGAAGGGCAUAGAUUAAAAAAUUCCAAUAUCAAUACAACUAUGGCACUUUGUCGACUACGUGCACGUAGACGUUUACUAUUAACUGGGACUCCAUUACAAAAUCAUUUGAAUGAAUUAUGGUCAUUGGCUAAUUUCUGUGUACCAGGACGUUUAACUUCAAGUUUAGAAGAGUUUCGUCGUCAAUUUGUUAUACCACUAUUAAAUAGUCGUAACUUAGUACAAAAUGUUAAAAACAAUCUUUACAAUGAUGAUGAUUGUGACUCUUGGAGUUAUACAAACUAUGAGAAGAAUUGUGAUGAUUUAGAAAGUCCAUCAGCCAAAUUAUUCCGACUAUUGAACAGUUUCUUUUUAAGACGCACAUGUGAUGUCAUUGCACCAAAACUAACUGAUAAAACUGAACAUAUUUUGUUUUGUCGUCCGAGUAAACUGCAGACCGAUUUAGAAGCUAUACUUACACAGUGGAUGAAUAAUGAAUUUAAUUUAAGUCGAUGUGAAUCUCUCAAAUUAUUUUCACACGAUGAUGAUUAUGAAGAUUUUGUUAAAUCUGUGGAAAGCGUAUCGUCAUCACGUUCAAAACACCAUAGUUCCAUUUUAUCAAUUAUAACAGCAUUUCGAAAACUUCACAAUCAUCCAUAUCUAUUAAGAAAUUAUUUAAUACAGUCUAAUUCUACACAAAAUCAAUCAGCUGAUCGUCUACCUACAAAACUGACUGCAGAUUUGCUCCGUUUGUUGAAUUCUGAACACUCAAUAAUGGCACAAGAUCUCUGUUUUACAAAUCUAAAUGAAUUUAUUAAAUUAUCUGGAAAGUUGCAUGUUCUUUAUAUCAUGCUGAGACGACUGUUUGACAAACAACUGUCAUCUUCGUCCACAGUGGAUUUCCAGAAAAAAUCGCGACUAUCCAACAGUAAUAGUAAAAAUAGUUUACAUAUUAAUGAUCGUCUUGUAUUAGUUUCCAAUUUUACUCAGACACUUAAUCUUUUGGAGAAAUUAUGUAACCUAGUCACUGGACAACCAUCUCUUCGAUUAGAUGGUCAGACAACGAACAAACAACGCGCUGAAGUUGUUCAGAGAAUCAAUGAUCCAACAUCUCAUGAUCGUAUAUUACUGCUUAGUUCACGUGCGGGUGGAGUAGGUUUAAAUUUAAUUGGUGCCAAUUACUUAAUUUUGUUCGAUAUGGAUUGGAAUCCAGCAAACGAUGCACAGGCUAUGGCUCGUAUUUGGCGUCCGGGACAAACUAGAUCGGUUAAUUUAUACGCAGCUAAAUUAGCUUUAACCAGUCAAACAUUAGUCAAUACAUCAAUGUAUAAUGAAAAUAUUUUCGAAUUUAUUGAGACAAAAAAGAAACCUGAUAAAAAUCUUGGAAUUCUUACUCGUGACGAGUUGAAAGAAUUAUUUCUCCUUCCCAAUACAUCAUCAGGGUCAUGGACUCAUGAACUUAUUCAGUGUAAUUGUAAUCAGUCUCUAGAAAAGAAACCUUUCACCCCAAGUCCUUCUCUCUCAUCAUCAUCAGACAUUGAAAAUUAUGAUUCUGCCGAUGAAAUUGUAGUGAAGACUUUUAUAGAUUAUUCUCAUGAACUUGACGAUAAAGAGAACAGAAAAGAAGAAAUCGAAUCAUCAGAACACACUACUGGUAUUAUCAAUGAUGAGAAUGAAGACGAUGAAUAUUCCAAUAUUAGAAUAUUUCAAUUAGGUUCUACAAAUCCACUUAUUACUGAGAGCUUGAAAUCACCCAAAUCCCAAUUCACCUAUUUGAAACAACAGUCAGCUUCAAUGCCAACGACAACUCAUAAGUUACCAUCAUCUGAUUCACUUGGUUUUCUAUUGAAUUGGAGACAUUCCUUUUCAUCUGAACAAAUAGAUCAGUUGAAUGAUCGACUUUUAAUAACACAUCAAUCGGACCCUAUGAAAUCCUUAAUAAACUGUAUAUUUACACUAAAUUCAAAAGCAUCUUAA
Molecule: messenger RNA, 3946 nt
Organism: Schistosoma mattheei
Lineage: Eukaryota; Metazoa; Platyhelminthes; Trematoda; Strigeidida; Schistosomatidae
Source: the annotation of a GenBank genome assembly